Fusarium verticillioides 7600 is the source of this 1668-nucleotide messenger RNA. Its product is annotated as ubiquitin-conjugating enzyme E2 H. The transcript is spliced from 5 exons. The coding region runs from base 428 to 1015 and encodes 195 amino acids. Gene Ontology annotation, molecular function: ubiquitin conjugating enzyme activity. Gene Ontology annotation, biological process: ubiquitin-dependent protein catabolic process; protein polyubiquitination. Lineage: Eukaryota; Fungi; Ascomycota; Sordariomycetes; Hypocreales; Nectriaceae. Gene Ontology annotation, cellular component: nucleus. The record is from RefSeq and is a predicted model, not a curated record.
CUUGGCAUCCCGGGAAGGAUAUACCUAGCGCUUGCUUGACUCGACUUCAUCUUCACCUGCCUCUAGUAUAUUUGAGCUUCUCCCAUCCAACCUCUUUUCAACUGCACCCCAUUUCUCACGCAAACUUCAGCUCAGCUCCUCUGCCUCUUUUUCACGUCUUCCUCUCGAGUAUCGCCUAUCGCGCCGGCCCCGGAGCUCUUUGGAUACCUUCAUAACCCCACAUUCGGAAACAACAUCAACCGCCAUCAUGAGUAGCCCACGCCGCAGAAUCGAGACUGAUGUCAUGAAGUGCGCUGUCAUCUCUGCCCUCUCGCUUGCGGUAUUGCUAACACGAUUACAGGAUGUAUGGAACUCAAUAUAAGCCACUGUUUCUACGAUGACACUGACACCAAUAGGCUUAUGAGUGACUACGAAGUUACACUUGUUAAUGACAACAUGUAAGCUUCCAAUUCCACUUUCACCGACUCCAGCCUAUUUCCUGACCGAUCCUUUUAGGCAAGAAUUCUUUGUUCGCUUCAAAGGACCAGCUGAGACUCCAUUUGAGGGCGGAAUGUGGAAGGUUCAUGUCGAACUUCCCGACACCUACCCUUACAAGUCCCCUAGCAUUGGCUUCGUCAACCGAAUCUUUCACCCAAACAUCGACGAGCUGUCCGGUUCGGUUUGUCUCGAUGUUAUUAACCAGACUUGGUCGCCCAUGUUCGACAUGAUCAACAUUUUCGAGGUUUUCCUUCCUCAACUCCUGCGAUACCCCAACCCUACCGACCCCCUCAACGGCGAGGCAGCGGCCUUAUUGAUUCGAGAACCAAAGAGCUAUGAUGCCAAGGUCAAAGGUGCGUGUGCAUGGGUCCUUGAAACAGACAAACUGCUCAUGAUAGUAGAAUACGUCCAGAAAUAUGCCUCCAAGGAUGCAGCAGACGAAGCCGGAGCCGAAAGCGAAGACGAUGACGAACUCUCCUCAGUGGCCAGUUUCGGAGACGACGAUGAAGAGCCUGCAGGACAGAUGGACGAUGUAUAAGCCCGUCUACAAGCGCAUUCACUUGGGCGAGCGUUUCGAUUCACAUAUGGCGUCAUGGGACCGAGGCACGGAUUAGGGCUAUCAUUGGACGGAGUUGCAGUAACCUCGCGCAGGCUUGGACUCGGAUCGAAUUUGUUUCUUGGCAUUAGUUUGACACAUGUUGCACACAAAGCUUCGCUUGUGCUCAUCGGAGGGCGGUCGAACGAAACAGCCCCAACUGGAUGUCAUGAUUGCUGGUGAUGGGACUGGACGUCAGGACCUCGAAAGCAGUCUGGACGCGAUGGUUGGCUUUUCGCUCUCUGCCAAAGAUGCACAGCAGAAGGACAGGAUUUGAAUAUUAAAUCAAUAAAUUGGGUUGAGCCCGGGUAUCAUAUCUAUAAUUAUUCUAAAAAGCCAGCGCCUAUAGUGAAAUGCUUAGUCGGAGUCGUAGUCAACCAGGCCUGCUGGCGAAGCGGGCGCCUGCGCCUUGGAUGGUGGCUCCAGAUUCCGCGACUCUGUUUCUUGUGGUGAUCUCUUCCGCUUCACACCUGGCAGUCUAGCCGGUCCUUUCGUCUCAUGUCGUUUGUCGAUCAGGAAAGGAUCCUUGGAGGCCCGAGUAUUGCCCAUAAGUUCCGACACCAGCGCAUCUUUACGUUUUGAAACCUCCUUAUCAG